Messenger RNA from Phoenix dactylifera (date palm), 1262 nucleotides. The record is from RefSeq and is a predicted model, not a curated record. NCBI's taxonomy places the organism in Eukaryota, Viridiplantae, Streptophyta, Magnoliopsida, Arecales, Arecaceae.
CUACACCCUCUCUUAUAUAUAUUUAUACAUACAUAUACGUAACACGAACUCGAUCCCAACGGCGAGGCCGUCGACCAUGUACCUCAAAAAGAAAAACCAGCAGCGCCAGCGGUCCGGCGGUGGUAGUGGCAGGACCUUGAGGCAGCCCACCGCUCCGAUCGAAGCGCCUCCGUGCGCGGCGGAGGAACCGCUGGCGGGGGAGCUGCUGUCCUCCCUCGAACGCCGGAGGCUGUACCGGGACGUCGUGCGGGCGCUCCGCUCCGGCCUCCGCGACGCCUCGGCCGAUUUCUCCUUCCUGCGGCUCAGAGGCCUCCGGAACCUUCUCAAGUCCCUCCGAUCCAUCGCCGACUCUGAUACCGCCAUCCUUUUCUUUCGCCACUCCCAAUCCAUUCCCGAGCUCCAAGUGGUUCCAGUUCUGUUUAUGAUUAGUUUGCGACAAUUAGAAGAUGAUCCUAUCGUGGUUGCGGACCAUAUAUUUGGUAUGGAGCCUCUGAAGAUAAAUAGCCCUGCUACUGACUCUGAAGUUGCUCUUGCUCUGAGAGUAUUGGAAGGAUGUUGUCUGCUCCACUUGGGUUGUGCAGCUUUGGCUCACCAGCAUAAGGCUGUCAAGGUGCUUGUAAAAAUAUUAUCAACCCGAGGAAUGCUUGAGCAGGGAGCAUGCUUGGAUGCACUAAUAUCAUUGUUGUUAGAUUCUCCAGAUAACCAGAAGGAUUUUGAGGCAUGCCAUGGUAUAAAGAAAAUUGCAGAGCUCAUGAAAGACAAGCAAGUGGAUGAUAUUCUAAGGUUAAAAUGUGGGGAGUUCUUGCUGUUACUUACUGGGCAUGUAUAUGAAAGAAGGGAACCCACCCCCUUGGCAGCCAUACUAGAAGAUAUAAAGAAGAUUUUAGGUGAAAAAUGUGCAUCUUUUAUAUGGGCAGCAAGCCAGUUUGGCUCAACCCUAGACCCAGAUAAAAGACAAACCGCUCUGCGCGCCCAAGCACACCAAGUUCUAGAGUUGUUGGAGCUGUACUGAUGAAGAUGCUAAUGCCAUAUUUCAGCCUUUUGUUGUAAACAGACUGUAUAGUUUCUAACAGCUAAAUUUUUUUUGUUUUCUUACCUUACAUCCACAGCUCGCACAAACCUAAUCAGCAUCAAGCUGCGCGUCUUCAAUGAUUUGCACCAACAACUUUUGGUAAGGAUGCACUUCCAGGCCGGAUAGCUGAUUACUUAUUUGUAGUUGUACAGAAAUUUACUAUAUCGCAUAUCAAUAAGAUUAUUUUUUU